This is a messenger RNA of Anisakis simplex (herring worm), 147 nucleotides long. The record is from the annotation of a GenBank genome assembly. Lineage: Eukaryota; Metazoa; Nematoda; Chromadorea; Rhabditida; Anisakidae.
AUGGAAGCAGUGAUCACCAUCGAUGUGCUGAGACGUGCUGGAGUUGAGGUCACUGUGGCGGGUCUGUUGGGCAAAGGACCAGUGCGCUGCGCACGUCAGACGGUGAUUACGCCCGAGGUGGCGCUAUCGGAAGCAAAAGAGCGCAAA